CUCCAUCGCAUGUGCAGCGGCUUGUGGCGGCGCUCCCUCCCUCGCAUGUGAACCGCGCCGCCGCCUAGCCUCCGUCCGCUCGCCCGCCUCCCCGCCGUGGCCGCCCGCCCGUUUCCACUCCCCGUCUCCCCACGGCCGGCGGCCCGUCUCAUCGCCUGCCUCCCCGCCCGUCUCCAGUCCCUUCCUCCCCGUGGCCGGCGGCCCGCCUCCAGUCCUCGCCUGCCUCCCCGCCGCCCUGGGCGCCUUUGCCUGCCAACGCGGCUGCGCCUGGCCGGUGGUCGCUGCCCCGCCUGCCUGACCGACCGUCUCCUGCACGCUGCACGGCAGCCAGGCACCCCAAGCAGCCUCUGCGAGUCUCCGUGAGACGGGGACGCAGAUUCUGAGGUUCUUCAACCUUCUUCUGGUGGUCUGCGGGAGGAGAGAAGGAUGGGCAGCACGGAGAAGUUCAGGUUCUGCAUUGACAGGGGUGGCACCUUCACCGACAUCUACGCCGAGGUGCCCGGGAGGAAGGAGGGCCACGUGAUGAAGCUUCUAUCCGUCGACCCAUCCAACUACGACGAUGCCCCGAUUGAAGGGAUCAGGAGGAUCCUAGAGGAGUUCUCCGGUGAGAAGAUCCCGCGGUCGUCCAAGAUUCCCACCGGCAAGAUUGACUGGAUUCGGAUGGGCACCACGGUGGCAACGAAUGCGCUUCUUGAGAGGAAGGGUGAAAGGAUCGCGCUUUGUGUGACGCGCGGGUUCAGGGAUUUGCUUCAGAUUGGUAACCAGGCUCGGCCGAAUAUAUUCGAUCUCAAGGUGUCGAAAGCGUCGAAUCUGUAUGAGGAGGUGGUUGAGGUUGAUGAGAGGGUUGAGCUUGUUGGCGAUGGUGAGAGGGAUGGCUCAUCUGCUGUUGAAGGGAUCUCGGGGGAAUUGGUUAGGGUGGCGAAGCCAGUUGAUGUCGAAGCAUUGAAGCCUUUGUUGAAAGGUUUGCUUGAGAAGGGGAUAAGAUGCUUGGCAGUGGUUUUAAUGCACUCGUACACUUAUCCUCAUCAUGAGCUUCUCAUUGAGAAAUUGGCACUGGAGAUGGGAUUCAAGCAUGUAUCGUUGUCUUCGUCAUUGACACCGAUGGUCCGUGCGGUACCUCGUGGCUUGACAGCCAGUGUGGAUGCUUAUCUCACACCAGUCAUCAAAGAGUACCUAUCAGGAUUCAUGUCCAGAUUUGAAGGGGGAGGUGACCAGGUGAAUGUGCUGUUUAUGCAGUCAGAUGGUGGUCUGGCACCAGAGAGGAGAUUCUCUGGGCACAAAGCAGUAUUGUCUGGUCCUGCAGGUGGUGUGGUUGGCUACUCACAGACCUUGUUUCAACUUGAGACAUCCAAACCACUGAUUGGGUUUGACAUGGGUGGUACAUCUACAGAUGUGAGCCGCUACGAUGGAAGCUAUGAACAAGUUCUGGAGACCCAAAUUGCUGGGGCAAUAAUACAAGCUCCCCAGCUUGACAUAAACACAGUGGCUGCUGGUGGCGGAUCGAAACUUAAGUUUCAGUUUGGAGCUUUCAAGGUUGGACCAGAAUCUGUUGGAGCACACCCUGGUCCUGUUUGCUACAGAAAAGGUGGUGAACUGGCCAUAACUGAUGCUAAUUUGAUUCUGGGAACUGUUAUUCCUGAUUACUUUCCAUCCAUAUUUGGUCCUAAUGAAGAUUUGCCCCUUGAUUAUGAUGCUACAAGAAAGGCGUUUGAGAAUCUUGCUGUUGAGAUAAAUUCUCACCGAAAGAGUCAGGACCUAUCAGCGAAGGACAUGACAGUUGAGGAGAUUGCCCUGGGAUUUGUCAAUGUUGCAAAUGAGGCGAUGUGCCGACCUAUACGGCAGUUAACUGAAAUGAAGGGGCACGAUACUAAGAACCAUGCCCUCGCAUGCUUUGGUGGUGCUGGUCCUCAACAUGCAUGUGCUAUGGCAAGGUCCCUUGGCAUGUCUGAGUUACUUAUUCAUCGCUACUGUGGUAUACUGAGUGCAUAUGGGAUGGGCCUUGCUGAUGUUAUUGAGGACUUGCAAGAGCCAUACUCUGCUGUCUAUAAUGAUGAUUCUGCUGAAGAAGCAUCUCGAAGGGUAGAGCUUUUAGUAAAGCAAGUGAAAGAAAAGUUAAUAGAGCAGGGUUUUGGAGAGGACAGCAUCAGGACAUAUUCGUACUUGAACAUGAGGUAUGAGGGAACUGAUACAACAAUCAUGGUUAAACACCCAGAGGAAUCUGGAAGUGACUAUGCUAAUGAGUUUGUAAAACUAUUUCAACAAGAGUAUGGCUUCAAAUUGGUAAACAGAAAAAUACUCAUAUGUGAUGUGAGGGUCCAGGGUGUUGGUGCUACAAAUAUCUUGCAGCCUCAUGAACUGACACCAGUAUCAACAAAACCUGUGCAAGAAAGUUCAUGUAAAAUUUAUUUUUCAUAUGGAUGGCAAGAAACACCACUUUACAAGCUUCAGAAUUUGGGCUAUGGGCAUGUAUUGGAGGGUCCUGCAGUUAUUAUGAAUGGGAACAGUACAGUGAUUGUAGAAAAAGACUGUAAAGCUAUUAUCACCAGGUAUGGUAACAUAAAAAUUGAGAUUAGUUCUGCUCCAAACACUGUAAAAGUAUCAGAGACAGUCGCUGAUGUGGUCCAACUUUCUAUCUUCAAUCAUCGAUUCAUGGGUAUAGCUGAACAGAUGGGUCGGACACUUCAAAGAACUUCCAUUUCUACCAAUAUAAAGGAAAGAUUGGACUUCUCUUGUGCUCUGUUCAGUCCAGAUGGUGGCUUAGUUGCAAAUGCCCCUCAUGUCCCUGUGCAUUUAGGAGCUAUGUCUAGCACCGUGUGCUGGCAGCUCAAAUAUUGGGGUGAUAAUCUCCAUGAGGGUGAUGUUCUUGUAACAAACCAUCCAUGUUCAGGGGGUAGCCAUCUUCCAGACAUAACAGUUGUCACACCUGUUUUCAAUGAAGGCAAGCUUAUCUUCUUUGUUGCUAGUAGAGGUCACCAUGCAGAGAUUGGUGGUAUCACCCCAGGAAGCAUGCCUCCUUUCUCAAAAAGCAUUUGGGAGGAAGGUGCUGCCAUCAAAGCAUUUAAACUUGUUGAGAGAGGUGUUUUCCAAGAGGAAGGAAUAGUUCACUUGCUACAGUCACCAUCCUCUGAUGAACUUACAAACCAUAAGAUUCCAGGAACACGUAAGAUCCAAGAUAAUCUUUCUGACCUCCGUGCUCAGGUGGCAGCAAACCAGCGCGGAAUAACGCUAAUCAAAGAACUGAUAAGUCAGUAUGGCUUGAUCACUGUUCAAUCUUAUAUGAAUCAUGUUCAAAACAAUGCUGAAGAAGCUGUUAGAGAAAUGCUUAAGGUAGUUGCAUCGAGAGUUAGAAAGGAGAAUGGGUCUUGUGUCAUCGAAGAUGAAGAUUAUAUGGAUGAUGGAUCAGUGCUCCAUUUGAAGCUCACUCUUGAUUCUAGUAAAGGUGAAGCAACCUUUGACUUUGAGGGCACCAGUCCUGAGGUGUAUGGUAACUGGAAUGCUCCGGAAGCAGUAACAGCGGCUGCUGUGAUAUACUGCCUGCGGUGCUUGGUGGAUGUAGAUAUACCUCUAAAUCAAGGGUGCCUUGCUCCUGUGAAAAUCCUAAUUCCCAAGGGCUCUUUCCUUUCACCCAGUGAGAAGGCUGCAGUUGUUGGUGGUAAUGUGUUAACUUCUCAGAGAGUGACUGACGUUGUCCUAAUGGCAUUCCAAGCAUGUGCCUGCUCUCAGGGUUGUAUGAACAAUCUGACAUUUGGAGAUGACACUUUCGGUUACUACGAGACUAUUGGAGGUGGUUCUGGGGCUGGGGCAAGCUGGGAUGGUACAAGUGGCGUUCAGUGUCACAUGACAAACACAAGGAUGACUGACCCAGAAAUCUUUGAACAGCGAUACCCCGUUCUUUUACAUAGAUUUAGCAUCAGGGAGAAUAGUGGAGGUGCUGGUUUUCACAGAGGUGGUGAUGGCCUUGUAAGAGAGAUUGAAUUUCGCCGGCCUGUUGUUGUGAGUAUUCUUUCAGAGAGAAGGGUGCAUGCUCCCAGGGGACUGAAGGGAGGGGAAAAUGGGGAUCGCGGUGCAAACUAUCUCAUCAAGAAAGAUGGCCGCAGAAUUUACCUUGGUGGGAAGAACACUGUCAUGGUUAAUGUUGGUGAGGUUCUUCAGAUUUUCACUCCUGGUGGUGGUGGUUUUGGAUCUCCUUGAUGGCCAUUCUUGUGGAUGCUCAUCUAGCUUGGUUCUUACCGUCAUUUCUACUUCUAUAGUCCUAUGUAUAUCCACAAAUAAAACAUACAGAAGGCAAGUACCUGCACAAAUAUUGUCUGAUACAGAUUUAAACUGUUCUUGCUUCUGAAACAUUGGAGCUGAAUAAAGAAGCAUUGUUGUUGCUUGUUUA
Oryza brachyantha (malo sina) is the source of this 4381-nucleotide messenger RNA. Its product is annotated as 5-oxoprolinase. Gene Ontology annotation, molecular function: 5-oxoprolinase (ATP-hydrolyzing) activity. Bases 427 to 4191 code for a protein of 1254 amino acids. The transcript has 2 exons. Gene Ontology annotation, biological process: glutathione metabolic process. Gene Ontology annotation, cellular component: cytosol. Lineage: Eukaryota; Viridiplantae; Streptophyta; Magnoliopsida; Poales; Poaceae. The record is from RefSeq and is a predicted model, not a curated record.